Cydia strobilella is the source of this 1853-nucleotide messenger RNA. RefSeq names its product RCC1 domain-containing protein 1-like. Bases 58 to 1146 code for a protein of 362 amino acids. Lineage: Eukaryota; Metazoa; Arthropoda; Insecta; Lepidoptera; Tortricidae. The record is from RefSeq and is a predicted model, not a curated record. The transcript is spliced from 2 exons.
UACUUACUACCUUCGCUUGUGUUUUGUUUACUUUAUUUUAAACUGCAAUAAAUAACUAUGUACGUAGUAAGUGGGGCAAAUUUACAUGGCCAGUGGUUUGACGCGAUUCCUGUGUUAGAUGUAUUUCAACAUGUAUCCCUAAAAAACCCUGACGAUGAUAUUGAUAAAGGACUUAAAGGAGAAACCAAAUUAAUUCAUAUCUGCUGGUCGUACAAUUUGUUUCAAGAUAAAAAUAAGUUUUACUUAUCUGGAUCAUUUAAUGGAAAAAAUAAAAAGUUCAUUAAGCUGCCUUUACCGACAAGAGUUGUAUAUAACAAAUUGUUAUUGUGUGGAAAUGAGUACACUUUAUUUCUGUUUGAGAUAGAGUUACAUACAAUGUGGGUGAUCAAUUUGGAAGAUACAGAAAAUGUAAAGAAAAUAAAUAUGAAGACAGAAAUUCCAAGUAAAAUUAAACGGUUGAAAGAAGAUGAUGCUAUUGUAAAAGUUUGUACUACAAACUUUAAUUUAAUUUGUUUAACAGCGAAAGGAACUGUUUAUAGCGGACUACUGCCUGGACCCUUAGACGUCUCCAACUGCUUAGGCAAAGUUUGUGAUGUUCAAUGUGGAUAUGAGCACUAUCUUCUGCUUACCGAUAAUGGCAAAGUAUAUUCAUGGGGAAAUGGAAGGAGGCUACAGCUUGGCCACGGAGAUCUUAACAAUAUUGACUCUCCCAAAGAAAUAGAUGCUCUCAGCGGUAUUAACAUAACUAAGAUAAGUGCUGGAGGUUGGCACUCUCUAGCAUCAAGUGAAUCAGGAGACCUAUAUGCUUGGGGAUGGAAUGAAACUGGACAGUUAGGAAUAAAAGAGACAGAGCAACUCCACCAAAGUGGCCUCAACACCAACAGCUACAGUCAGCCCACAUUAGUUGACAUGUUUGAUGAAAAUGGUGAUGUAUGUGACACUAAUGUAAAAUACAUAUCAUGUGGCAAUCUACAUUCUGCAAUAAUAUUACAAGACAAUACUGUGUGGACUGCAGGCUCUAAUAAAUAUGGACAAUUAGGAUUUGCAAUAGAAACCACAAAAAAAAAACAUUUUUUCCAAAAGGCAUAUCAGUGUUUAGAAAAUUCCUUGAUAAAAUGUGGGCCUUGGGUUACUGUUAUUUACUAACUGUAAGUUAACAAAAUGUAUCUUAUAUAAUUUCAGUCUUUUAUACAUCUAACAGCUAGGCCAUACCAUAUCAAUAUUUUUACUCUCAUUCACAUUGUAUUAUACCAUAUAGUUACCUACCUAUGAAUAAUUCCAUAGUCGGCGUCAUGGAGUUCCGAUGACCGCACUGAGUUUUCCGUUUCACGAAAUAUCAGACGAAAUAAAUUCGUACAUAAGUGUGACAGGGAGGCAACAGGUCGGACGUGGUUCGCGGUAGGCCCUCAGAACAUUCGCCACCACCAACUCGAACUGAAGUUCAUCGAUGUUGCCACUCACCUGACAGGAAAUGCAUGUGCAUACGAAGUUGAAGAAUAGAUUAAUAGUUAUUUGAGAUAAUUACGAUACAAGUGCGGAAAAAUCGACACGAGUUGCGAAUUACCUAUUCGCCCGUACACGCGAUACACCAUACAAUGUUUUACAUACAGUACAAUGGUUCGACAUAUGCGUUAAUAUAUCGUAAGAUAUCUUAUGGCAAGGCAUCUUAAGAUUCCUUCCCGAAUGAAGGUUGAGGGAGGCGAUGGCUGAGAUACGCGUUAUACUACUGUCCGCGCGCUAAUUCCGUGCAUUUGGAGGUCGAGGAAUUCGCGCGCGGACAUGACUUAUACUCGUGAACGGGUGCUCUUUGUGGAGACUGGUCUAUUUAAGCUAAGAAGCUAACACGUUAGGAU